Molecule: messenger RNA, 2002 nt
Organism: Ruditapes philippinarum (Manila clam)
Lineage: Eukaryota; Metazoa; Mollusca; Bivalvia; Venerida; Veneridae
Product: neuronal acetylcholine receptor subunit beta-2-like
Exons: 1
Coding region: 51-1313 (420 amino acids)
Biological process (GO): chemical synaptic transmission; signal transduction; regulation of membrane potential
Cellular component (GO): synapse; membrane; neuron projection
Molecular function (GO): extracellular ligand-gated monoatomic ion channel activity; neurotransmitter receptor activity; transmembrane signaling receptor activity
Source: RefSeq, a predicted model, not a curated record
UGUUUGAUAAAAGCAGAUAUUUAUAACUGCUUCUUACGUUUGGUGAAAACAUGGAAGUGACAUAUAUCUUAUUCUGUGUAGUUUGUCUUUUAAUGAUAGAAAAUGGCCAGGGUAAUACAUUUUGGGAAUAUAAAAGACUUUAUAGACAUCUAGAGGAAAACUUUGACAAAACAAUUAGACCAGUCAUUAAUCAGUCUAAAUCAAUUAUUGUAGGAAUCGACUUUAACUUACAGGCAAUUCAAGGAUUAGAUGAAAAGGAACAGGUCUUACAGUCUUCAAUUGCUCUAACGUGUAACUGGAAAUAUGAAACUUUAGUUUGGAAUGAAUCAGAAUUUAGUGAGAUUAAAACAAUGUAUAUAUCACCUGUAGACGCAUGGAUACCCGAUCUUAUUGCAGGCAAUAGUAUUGACUCAUUAUACGUCCUGACAGAAAAUCGCGCGGACAUGUUACAAAUUAAAGUUGAAAGUAACGGUGACGCACAAUGGUAUACAGGAGGAAAUAUCCGUACAUCUUGUAAUGUUGGCAUCACCAAAUACCCAUUUGAUGUUCAACAUUGUACAAUUGUGAUUUCAAAAACAACUCCGGACACUGAAGUUCACAUUGAUGCUUUACGUGAUCAAGUAAUAAGAGUUUUAUAUAAGGAAAAUGGUGAAUGGGCUUUGGAAAAAUCAAUUAUUGAGAAAAGAGUGAUUUUUGGAUAUACAACAUUUCUUGAUAUAACUUUGACUCUUAAACGUCACUCGUUGUUUUAUGUUCUUAACAUUAUAGUUCCCGUUUUCCUUUUGUCAUUUAUGAUCGUAUUGUGUUUCAAGAUACCAGUAGCGAGUGGGGAACGAAUAAGUUACAGUAUCUCUUUGCUCCUCACCUUUGUUGUGCUGCUGAAUUUGGUCAGUGACUCCAUGCCUCGGGUUCCUAAGCAUAUAUCUUAUCUUCAAAUAUAUAUAAGCUAUCAACUGACAGUUGCCGUGGUAAUAACAUCCGUAUCUAUUUUACUAAUAAGGGCGACACAUAUUCACGACGAUUCACUAAGCUCUAGCCUUGUUUCUGUCUACAGCCAGUGCUAUAAUCUUAGCAAGAGGCGAAAACUUGUUACCUCUAGACCUGUUGAAGCAAUAGAGGUAAAUGAAGACAUACGAAAAACCGAAAGCCCAAAACAUAGCAACACUGAUACAAAGUCAAAGACGGUCACAAGACCUGGUUCCCCCGAGCGUAGGAAGUUUUUUGUUCACCAUAUCGAUAAUCUUCUAUUCUUUGUUUUCGUGUCUUUGUUUGUAAUCUCCACGCUUUUGUUUAUGGUUCUUGUCUUACUAUAACUAAUAAUUAAUUGAAAGAGACUUUUGAAAUAUGUUUUCUAAACCAAUGACAACAUUAUAGUGAAAUGAUCAGAUAAAAUGGCAUGAUUUAUUAUAUAACUUUAACGACAUAUAUAGUAUGCACAAAGAAUAAUAGAAAAACAUCUUCAAAUGCAUUGUUUACAAAGCAGAUUAAUAUAUUAACAUACAAUAUUGUCGAAACAUGUUUAUCAAACACGUGGCUAUAAAAAUUACCUAGAAAAUACAUGUCACAGGGUCAUAUUGAUGUGUUAAUGUUAUAUGCUAUUUGUCCAUGUAUGUCCGUAUUGUAGACCGUAGAUUAUGUUAUUUACAUAUCCAUAUCAAAGCUGUUGUAUCUGUUACUGUAUAUAUAUAUCUUGUGAAAUCCUAAUAUUUGUGUCCCUUUUCCUAUAUUUCAUCCACUCAUCCUUUUAUUCAUUUACUCAUCCAUUCAUUUCUUCAUUCAUUCAUUUAUUACCAAAUAUGUACUGAACACUGGUACGGGCCUCAAAUCUAAAUAUUGUAUUACCUUCACGCAUGCGCACUUGUACUGAAGAUUUUCAUGACGCGAGCCAGACUUCAUAUUGUUUGAUAAUAAAUAUUUUCUGAGAGCGCGUCUCUAUUUUUUUACAGCAACCCUCAAGCCAAGAACCUCUUAGCAGCACCUUUCCCUUAUAAUUAGAGUGGAC